AUGGAUGCACCCAUCGGUUCCAAGGCGUUCAACGGCAUCGACGAAUACGUCUGGAACCACACCUUCAUCGUCACGACCGAACGCCUCGUCGUCGGGAGAGGUGUCUUGAUCAUGCUCUUUGACCCUCUCGCCGCUCUCCAGUGGAGCGGCAAAGACACCAGCGAAGGGAACGCGCCUGGAUCACCGGGCAAGUCCCUCUCUCCCGGCGACAAUGUCGUCGUGUACGAUGCAACCGUGCGGUUCCAUUGA
Molecule: messenger RNA, 249 nt
Organism: Cordyceps fumosorosea ARSEF 2679
Lineage: Eukaryota; Fungi; Ascomycota; Sordariomycetes; Hypocreales; Cordycipitaceae
Exons: 1
Coding region: 1-249 (82 amino acids)
Source: RefSeq, a predicted model, not a curated record